Messenger RNA from Coccidioides posadasii C735 delta SOWgp, 1732 nucleotides. RefSeq names its product TRAPP subunit trs31 (gene TRS31). Lineage: Eukaryota; Fungi; Ascomycota; Eurotiomycetes; Onygenales; Onygenaceae. Gene Ontology annotation, cellular component: TRAPPI protein complex; TRAPPII protein complex; TRAPPIII protein complex. Gene Ontology annotation, biological process: endoplasmic reticulum to Golgi vesicle-mediated transport. The record is from RefSeq and is a predicted model, not a curated record.
CCGGGAGGCUUUGGCUCAUGUCCUCUUCAACAAUGAACGCACCAGCAAGGCAUCCGCCCGCACACAUGCACGCUGCAUCUACCAGCGCAAUCAUGAACCAGACCAGAGAAGAAAAGCACCAGCAUCAACAAUCACAGUCAAUAUCCCAACCUCCACUAGAAAGAUCGACGGGAUUACGGGUCCCGUCCAAUCGCAAGACGAUAUACGAUCGGAAUCUGAAUCGCAGUCGCAAUGCGGAAUCGAGCAGAGCAAGCUUUGCGUACUUGUUCGCGGAGAUGGUUACAUACGCGCAGAGACGAGUGACAGGUGUCCAGGAUUUGGAGAGACUUCUCAACGAACAAGGUUAUCCUCUAGGCCUUCGACUGCUUGAUCUCCUACUAUACCGCACCCUCACAACCUCGUCCUCCAGCAGCUCUUCCACCCAGUCAAUCCGACCUCUGCGCAUAAUAUCUCUUCUACAACUCAUCCACGGUCCCCUCUGGCGCCUUCUUUUCUCCCGUCCCGCGGAUGCCCUUGAACAUUCCGUCUCUCCCGAUACGCCCAACGAAUAUAUGAUUACUGAUAAUGAUCCGUUGACAAAUAUGUAUAUCUCUGUUCCGCGAGAAAUGGGCCUGUUGAAUUGUGCCGCGUUUGUAGCGGGAAUUAUAGAAGGAGUGUGCGAUGGGUGUGGAUUUGAGGCCAAGGUUACGGCGCAUAACCAGGGGAAUGAGAUGUGGCCCAGCAGAACAGUUUUUUUGGUGAAGUUCGGGGAGAGCGUGAUGGAGAGGGAGAAAAUGUUGGAGAGGGCGGGAGUGAAGUAGGUAUGGUUCAAGAUUUUAGAAACGGGUUGAAUGCUGUUUAUUGCUUCCCAGAGGGCCCUAGAUAUAAUGUGCGGAGCUGGGAAGGAGUUCGCUUCAGGAUCUCAUAAAGGGCAUAUGUGGCGUUUUGUUGGGCUUUCGUCAGGUAAUGGAGGAAGUGGAUAAGAGACACACCAUCAGAUCUAGUGGACAUUCUUCAGGAAGUUCAACAUAAUCAACGUCAUAGAUAUUUAUACCUCCGAGCAGGUGUAUUACCUGUUCAGUUCGGAAAAGAGAUAUGCUGACAUACAUCUACCAAUUUGCCUCAUGUUUUGAGAACUUGAGCUCCAUCCUGAAACGCCUUGCAAUGCAACCAUGGGUACAUGUCAUAUAUGAAUGAGCCUUUUGAAAAAAUCAAAAUGCAUCUUACGCCGCAAUAUCAACCCGCCGCCUCUUUUCACGAUCUGGAUAGGGCGACGGGCUCCGUUUUCUGCUAUUCCGAUCAUAGUCCCUGUCCCGAUCUCUUCUAGGAGGGGACCGAGAUCUCGAGAGCGAAGGAGAACGUCGUCGUCUACGAGUUCUCGAUAACGACCGGGAUCUGGAUCUAUAUCUCCUCCUAUGAGGAGAUCGACUUUGGCUUCGCCGUCUUGGCCUUUCUCUUACAGAGCUGGCAUUUGCACCUGUGGGGCCGGAGGACUUGUCAUAGUCAGGUAAGUAUCGCUCAUCGGUGAUUCCAAAUCGAGAGGCACUGUUUGCCGGACCGGAAGAGCGGUAAUAUGCAUCCACGCCCCAGCGGCCGGUAUCUUCAGUCCUUAAGUCUUUGUAUUUUGAUCUUCCUUUUCUUCCGAUCCGCGUCAUAUCUCGAACCUGGAGGUACUGUGGUAACGCUUCACGAUUGCGAACUUCAUCAACAUAUCGGCUGCCCAUCAAAUCUCGUUGCGUCAAACCAUGUUUUU